CUGAGUCCCGAUUUGUUGAAGUGAAAAUGGCUUCCUGUGCCGGAGAAACCGGACUCCUUGGAUUCUAUCAUCAAGCGACUCUUUCAAUCUCCUUACAAACUUUUCUCCGUCACCGUACAUGCGCUCACUGCUUCUUGGUGAAUUGUAGCAAACGAUGGUUCAGUGGCACAGCUACCUCUCAGACUGAAUUCGACGGAAAGAACGCAUACGACAUCUUAGGGUUGUCGGAAACUAGUAGCUUUGCCGAAAUCAAAGCUUCCUUCCAUAAAUUGGCCAAAGAAACGCAUCCAGACAUUAUUAGCUCCGACCGCGACCCAACCGCCUCCCGACGAUUUGUUCAAAUUCUUGCAGCUUAUGAGAUUCUUUCAGAUUCAGAGAAAAGGGCGCACUAUGACAGGUAUUUGUUUUCUCAGAAGAAGGUUCUGCAGAAAAAUUUGAAAAAACGUUCAUCUAUGUACAGAUAUGAAUCUUGUAUGACUGUGGCAAAGCAGAUGGAAGUUGUUGAAUGGCUGAAAUGGUACAGAUUUGCUGUAAGUGAAAUAUUAUCACAGGAAAAGGUGGUGGCUGGGUCAGGCUAUUUUGACAUACUCGAGGGGGAAUUCUAUUCAGCCAUCCAUUCAGCUUAUUAUGGCCCUGUCAUUGAGUCAAUGGACCUUCUUCCUGACUGUUUCGAAGCCGAGGAAAGGUCUGCAGAUGGAACUCCUGAGGUGCUGCACUUGGUUUCAGGGCGUGACCUUUUUGGAGUUGUAUACCUAAUCGAUGAAGUUUCUGAAUUAUCAUAUGCCCACUCUGAAAAGCUGAGUUCUUUUAUGUCCAUGCUUUCUAGGACGGCCCAAACUGCACAGCAGGCAACGACCACUGUAAGAUCUGGGAUUUUGGAUAACUCAGAGGUCCCACAGAUGCACCGAAAAGCUUACAAAGAUUCUGUAUCAGAUGUUUAUAAAGAUCUAGAAUUGCACAUUUCUGGAAGAGUGGUUGCUGUGGCUACUAGGACGCCUCCUAAAAGCUGUUCUAAUGAGACUGAAGAUCGAGAUUCUCAAGACCAGAUCCAUGUUUAUCUUAAUUUACAUGGAGAUUCAAUUAGUGAAGGAAAAGAGUUUUCUAUGGACUCCUUCUCUGGUGGAUUGGUUGGAUCAACAGUUCUAUUAGGAACAAUAAAUGGCCUGGGGACCAGCACGGAAGAAGGGUCCUGCUCUGUCUACAACAGCAACACCAUAAAGACUCAUGUGAUUAUGAAACAUAGAACACUACUGGUGAAGCAUAUGCACUGGUAUCAGGUUGAAGAUGAAGUUUCUGUUUGUGAAUGUAGAUGUAGCAGAGCCCGGUUACCCCCUAGCAAAUUUUGGCUUUUUGAGCCUCGUUGCAGCAUGCAUGACAUUGGUGGCUGGUAUGUUGAAACAUUUGGUCGAGAUAAGAGAGGAAGAACAGUGCCAUCCCAAAGGUAUUGGGAUAGAUACGAUGCAGCUGAACAGCCUGAAAAGAGACUCCAUCCUGCCAUGUAUUUGGUAGCUCUUGCAUAUAGAACUCUUGACCUAGAGGAUGCAAGAAGAAGAAAACGAACAGUUAGGGAUAUUAUUGAACCAAAAUUGAUUAGUAUUCUCCGUUGGUGCAAGAAACUUAUCUAAUGGAUACCACAUGAAGCUCAUGCUCUCUGGAAAUGUUUGUCAGCUGAGGGAAAAUGUUAUAUCAGUAAGUUUUAAUAUUAAAAAUCCUUAAUGGUGAAGGCCCAAACAACAAGACAGGCCCCAUCAGAGACUCCUGAAGAUUCUAUAAUACGAACACCUUCCAGGAUAAUGAUGAUAAGCCACACCUUGAUAGAUGGGGAAGUUUGAUUUAUCCAGUGGUCUUGCCUGUUGGCUUCUAUGUCAUAACUUCCAAGUUGCUGCUUGCAUCAGCUCCAAUUUGUUCCCCAAGUCAUUUACCAAAUGCUUUUGAGGUACGCAAAGGAGGU
Molecule: messenger RNA, 1951 nt
Organism: Telopea speciosissima
Lineage: Eukaryota; Viridiplantae; Streptophyta; Magnoliopsida; Proteales; Proteaceae
Exons: 5
Coding region: 27-1625 (532 amino acids)
Source: RefSeq, a predicted model, not a curated record